Messenger RNA from Portunus trituberculatus (swimming crab), 480 nucleotides. RefSeq names its product vegetative cell wall protein gp1-like. The record is from RefSeq and is a predicted model, not a curated record. NCBI's taxonomy places the organism in Eukaryota, Metazoa, Arthropoda, Malacostraca, Decapoda, Portunidae. Bases 58 to 429 code for a protein of 123 amino acids. The transcript has 3 exons.
GUUAUAUCAAUGUGGCUUACUGCAGGCUCAUAAGGAUUUAAAGAUCUUCGCGGCCCUAUGAACAACAACAAUGACCCUUACUGCUGUGGGUCCAGCCUGGUCUAUCCCAGUGCCUCCCAGCCUCUCCCAGUGCCUCCUAGCUUCUCCCAGUGCCUGCCAGCCUCUCCCAGUGCCUCCCAGCCUCUCCCAGAGACUCCCAAUCUCUCCCAGUGCCCCCAACCUCUCCCAGAGUCUCUCCCAGUGCCUCCCAGCCUCUCCCAGUGCCUCCCAGCCUCUCCCAGUGUCUCCCAGCCUCUCUCAGUGUAUCUUAGCCUCUCCCAAUGCCUAUCAGCCUCUCCCAGUGGCAUCACAGCUUCUCCCAGUGGCAUCACAGCCUCUCCCAGUAUUAUCAUUAUUACUAUAGAUAAAUGGCAUGGAAUAAAAAGAUAAAGUUAAGAAUUAUUAUUGUUAUUACUUUCAUUAUUAUUAUUAUUAUUAUUG